AUGAAAAAAUUGAUUUAUAAAGUUUUGAUAAGUUUUUAUAAACAUGUCGGUUUAGGGAAAAAAUUCCAUCCAAGUUAUGAUACAGUGUUAAUUAUCGGUGGCUCCUCAAACAAAUUAGGAAUCGAGCUCUGUAAAACCCUUACUGAAGAGUAUCACACAAGAGUUAUAAAUGUUGAUAUUAUAGAUAAUCCUAUAUCAAGGAGUAAUACCAAACUGUACACUUUUAUUCCGUGCAAAGAUUUCAGUGAUAUCGAGUGCCUUGAAGAAUCCAUGCUUAACCUGCAACAGUUGGAUAUAUACCCUACAGUGCUCAUCAACAACAUGCAAGAGGGAAUAGAAUCUACUCUUAUCAAGGAAGACCAAUUUUUAAAACUUAAUGAAGAAUCAUUAUGUGAUUUCGAAAAAAUUGUGAGAUAUAACUUACAAAGCGUAAUAUUAAUAACCAAAUUCUGUAUAAGUAGUCUUUUUCCAAGAGAACAGAUUGGGGUCCCAAAAAAACCCAAAAGAUUUUACAUUGUCAACAUAUCAACGGUAUUGACAUUAAAACCGUCAAAAUCAGGCACACAUUUCAUUACCUCUAAAUGUGGUAUAAACUCCUUCCACGAUGGAAUAUCCUCUGAGCUUAACUUGAAGGAUAGUCAUUUAAAUGUUAAAACGCUACUCGCAUAUUUACCGAACUUUAAAAGCGAAGAACAUUGGGAAAAGCUUUCUCCGACCAUUUCAAAACGACUUCUACACUGUCUAAUUGAGGGAAGGUAUGGUGAUACCAUCCUCGAAAGCAGGAAGUCAAUUGGCGACAUUCUUUUGGUGGCUGAUUUCAGAAACCAAUUUACUUAG
This is a messenger RNA of Saccharomyces kudriavzevii IFO 1802, 837 nucleotides long. RefSeq names its product Srl4p (gene SRL4). Bases 1 to 837 code for a protein of 278 amino acids. NCBI's taxonomy places the organism in Eukaryota, Fungi, Ascomycota, Saccharomycetes, Saccharomycetales, Saccharomycetaceae. Gene Ontology annotation, molecular function: oxidoreductase activity, acting on the CH-OH group of donors, NAD or NADP as acceptor. The transcript has a single exon. The record is from RefSeq and is a predicted model, not a curated record.